This is a messenger RNA of Saccostrea cuccullata (small rock oyster), 1212 nucleotides long. Its product is annotated as GTPase IMAP family member 4-like. Gene Ontology annotation, molecular function: GTP binding. The record is from RefSeq and is a predicted model, not a curated record. The coding region runs from base 1 to 1212 and encodes 403 amino acids. The transcript has a single exon. Lineage: Eukaryota; Metazoa; Mollusca; Bivalvia; Ostreida; Ostreidae.
AUGGAUCAAUCAACGGACUUUCUCAAUACUGAAAUUAGGAUAGUUUUAAUAGGAAAAACCGGGAGUGGAAAAAGUGCUACAGGAAACACAAUCCUUGGAUCGAAAUCUUUUGAAUCAGGCUUAUGUGCAAAAUCGGUUACAAGCAAAUGUGCAAAAUAUCGAACAGAGAGAUUUGGGGUUAAAAUCUUGAUUGUUGAUACGCCUGGCGUAUUUGACACAAAGCAAACUAAUGCUCAAAUUCAAAACGAACUUGUGAAAUGUAUUACAAUUUCAUCUCCUGGACCCCAUGCCUUUAUUUUGGUUCUCCAACUUACACGCUUUACAGAGGAAGAAAAGAACACAGUAAACCAUUUUGUAAAGCAUUUUGGGGAAGGUGUUUAUAAAUACUUCAUAAUCCUUUUUACUAGAAAAGAUGAUUUGGAUGCCGAAGGGAAGACAAUAGAAGAACAUGUAGAGAACGUCCCAGAAGACCUUCAAAAACUGAUUUAUAAAUGUGACCGAAGAGUAAUUGGAUUCAACAACAGACUUAAAGGAGAGGAAAAGGACCCUCAAGUAGUUGAACUUUUGGAUAUGAUUUUAGAAAACGUUAAGAAAAAUAAGGGGGAGUACUAUACAAAUGAAAUGUAUCGCGAAAUAGAAUUGAUUUUGCAAAGAGAAGAGGAGGAAAAACUCCAGAAAGAAAGGCUUGAACUAGAAAAGAAGAGAGCAGAAUUAGAAAAAGAAAUGGAAGGAAGAUAUUCUUCAUUGCUAGUAAUUGAAAACCAAAAAAUACAGGAAACACAAUCAAGGCUUUUGCAUCUAAAGAGCAAAUCCAAACAUGAUGAGGCUGAAACAGACAGACUAAGAGAAGAAAUUAAAUCUUUAGAAAAGGAAAUCAUGGAAGCUGAAGGGGAUGAAAAGGAAAGAAUUGUGCAACAAAUAGCGGAUAUGCAGAAAGAACUGGAUACUUACAAGAUUUCUGCAGAAAAGGAUUCCAAAGAAAUCGAAGAAUUAAGCAGAAUUUUGGAUGAUGGAGAAAAACGUCGAGAUCAGCUGAAUAAAAAGUUGGAGGAAGAAAGAAAAAGGUUAGAAAAAGAAGAGAAGGAAAAGGAAUUAAGAUGGAGAGAGAAAUAUCGACAAGAUCUCAGAGAUGAGGCAGAGAAAAACAAAGGUAUCAUAGUACGAACGGGAGAAGCAAUCUAUGGUUUUUUCCGAAAUCUGGUCCCCUGGUAA